AAGAAAAAGAAAGAGAGGCCAUUUUACACGGUUAUAGAAACUGCCAUUUUUAUUUCUUUUUAUUUUGUUUCUAUUUCUAUGAUGGUGGUUCAAUGAGAGAAGAAGAAGAAGAAGAAAAAGAAGAAUCGCGGUGGUGAUGGAAAUCCAAGAUCCGCAAGCGAAACCCGGCCCCAACUUCAAUUCCAGUUCGAUCACGAGAAUGUCGGGUCCGCAACCAAAUGCAACGGCGAUGUUUGGAAGCAGCAGCAGCAGCAACCACAACAACAAAAGCAGCAACAACAAUAAUCCUAGCAAUAGCAGCAGCAGCAGUGCAUUCAUGAGAGGAGGUGGGGGGCACCACAGGAGGGCCCACUCGGAGAUGAGCUUCCGCUUGCCUGACGACAUGUCCAUCAUGAUGAUGGAUCUCUCUCCGCCCUCGGAUCCGAUCAACGCCGGGGGAGGAUCGUCCACCGCCAGCUUCGAGGAGAUGGGAUCCGAGGAUGAUCUUUUCUCCACCUACAUUGACGUGGACAAGCUCAACUCCUCCGAAGCUACAAAUGGACGCACCAACUGUACGGAUCAUAGUGAGGGGGAGAAGCUGACGUCGUCAUCCACCACUGCGACGUCUUCUCGGCCUAGACACAGGCAUAGUAAUUCGGUGGACGGUAGCGCUUACGGAGAGGUAAUGGAGGCCAAGAAAGCUAUGCCUCCUGAUAAGCUGGCCGAACUCUGGAACCUUGAUCCCAAGCGUGCUAAAAGAAUACUGGCAAAUCGGCAGUCAGCGGCUCGCUCAAAAGAGAGGAAGGCCCGCUAUAUUCUAGAACUAGAGCGUAAAGUUCAGACCCUUCAAACAGAAGCAACCACUCUUUCUGCUCAGCUAACAUUAUUUCAGAGGGAUACAACUGGCUUGAGUACUGAAAACACAGAGCUUAAGCUUCGGUUACAAGCUAUGGAGCAACAAGCUCAGUUGCGUGAUGCACUGAAUGAAGCUCUGAAGAAGGAAGUUGAGAGGCUUAAGAUUGCCACUGGGGAAAUAAUGAGCCCCUCGGAGUCAUUUAGCUUGGGAAUGCACCAAAUGCCAUACACUGCCUCAACUUUUCUAUCACUUCCACCACAACAAGGAGCUGCCGGCCCCCAGAACAUGCAGUUGCCAAGCUUCACUGGUUCUCAAUCUACUAUGUCAACUUACCAUCCACCUCAGAUGAAUCAACAUCAUCUGUCAGAUAUUAUGCAAAAUGAUCCUCUUGGACGAUUACAGGGGCUAGACAUCAGUAGUAAAGGAUCCAAUCUUGUGAAAACUGAAGGGCCAUCAAUUUCUGCCAGUGAAAGUAGCUUCACAUUUUGACACCAUUGGCUUCUGACUCGCUGACUUAUUUAUCUCAUUGUUGUGUGAUAGGUUUGUAACGUUUGUUAAUAGACUGACAUGCAGUCGGUUAGAGAAAAUACUCUUCAUUUGUUUUAUUAUUUAUUCCAUUCAUGGUUGUGGGAUCAAGUCUUGAUUGUUUAUUCUUAGGGUUUUCCCAGAAACAGGGAGACCUUCUUAAUUAGGUUUUUAUGCGUUGUUCAAGGGUUCUUUCUUCAAUGUUCAAAUUUUGUUCUAUUGGCUUGAUGGAACAUAUGUAUGGGAAUGAAAACCUAUUCCCAUUAGUGAUGAGAUACUACCA
Molecule: messenger RNA, 1643 nt
Organism: Theobroma cacao (cacao)
Lineage: Eukaryota; Viridiplantae; Streptophyta; Magnoliopsida; Malvales; Malvaceae
Gene: BZIP52
Product: basic leucine-zipper 52
Biological process (GO): regulation of DNA-templated transcription
Cellular component (GO): nucleus
Molecular function (GO): DNA-binding transcription factor activity
Source: RefSeq, a predicted model, not a curated record